CAGUGCUUAAGAAAAGAUGCUUUGCCACCACAUUAUUCAAGUCUGAAGCAGUUACUGUACCAGGACAGAAUGAUGUGAAUCACUGAGAUAAGUCAGCAUGGAACAGAACACAUCUUUAGCCAUCAAAUCUGAUGGCCAUUUACCUCAGCUGUACAGAACCGCCAGCCUGGUGUUCUACAGCAUCAUAUUCUGUGUAGGCUUGGUGGUCAAUCUCACUGCCCUUUGGGUGUUUGCUUUGACAACGAAAAAAAGAAACUCUGUCACCGUCUAUAUGAUCAAUGUGGCAGUGGUGGACCUGAUAUUCAUCCUACUGCUUCCCUUCCGCAUGACCUACUACAUUAAGGAUUACUGGCCUUUUGGAGACAUGUUCUGCAGGAUCAAUGCAGCGCUAACAGUUCUCUACCCCUGUCUGGCUCUCUGGCUGUUUGCCCUUAUUAGUGCUGACCGCUAUGUAGCCAUAGUUCAGCCACGGCACACUAAAGAGCUCAAGAACAUAAACAAGGCUAUGCUGUCAUGCUUGGGCAUCUGGGUCAUGACCCUUGGAGGUGCAGCAUCAUUGCUUUUCCUGGAGAACGAUCCAGAUCAGUUUUCCAACCAUACCACCUGCCUAAGAAUGCACGACAUUGUCUAUCUGCGCCGUGACAACGCUGUCCACUUUGCCCGCCUGGUGUUCUUUUUCUUGGUUCCUAUGUUCAUCAUGGUGGGCUGCUAUGUUAUAAUUGUGGAUAACUUAAUUCACGGGCGCACUUCGAAACUGAAGCCCAACGUCAAGCAGAAGUCCAUCCGUAUCAUCAUCACGCUGAUCACACAGGUGCUUGUGUGCUUUGUGCCCUACCAUGUGUGCUUCGUGUUACUGCUGUUGAACGACAGCGAUCAGAUCUACAACACCUGGGCUGCUUUCACCACUUUCCUGAUGAACAUGAGUACAGUGAUGGAUAUUAUACUAUACUACAUAGUGUCCAAACAGUUUCAGGACCGAGUGAUCAGUGUGAUCCUGUACAGGAACUAUCUGAGAAGUGUGCGCAGGAAAAGUCGGCACACUGGAAGUGUACGCUCUCUUAGUAACCUCACCAGUGCAAUGAUCUGAUGAAAAGUGGACAGCGUGAACAUAUGAACAGAAAUGUACAUUGAAAACAAGUCUUGCAAGAAUUUUAAUAAGGCAUUUUAGAAAUGAAAGC
Messenger RNA from Trichomycterus rosablanca, 1178 nucleotides. RefSeq names its product G protein-coupled receptor 18 (gene gpr18). Gene Ontology annotation, cellular component: plasma membrane. Lineage: Eukaryota; Metazoa; Chordata; Actinopteri; Siluriformes; Trichomycteridae. The transcript is spliced from 2 exons. The record is from RefSeq and is a predicted model, not a curated record. Gene Ontology annotation, biological process: positive regulation of Rho protein signal transduction; phospholipase C-activating G protein-coupled receptor signaling pathway. Bases 98 to 1087 code for a protein of 329 amino acids. Gene Ontology annotation, molecular function: G protein-coupled receptor activity.